Paecilomyces variotii is the source of this 2240-nucleotide messenger RNA. Its product is annotated as ABC1 domain protein. The transcript is spliced from 2 exons. The record is from RefSeq and is a predicted model, not a curated record. NCBI's taxonomy places the organism in Eukaryota, Fungi, Ascomycota, Eurotiomycetes, Eurotiales, Thermoascaceae. The coding region runs from base 147 to 2126 and encodes 659 amino acids.
CCAUCUUCGUUUUAUCUCUCACCAACGCUGCAGGUUCGCCAUGGACUGGCUUGAUCCUGGACACGUUCGUUCUUCCCCAGGCUCUUGAAUGGGCUUUUUAAUCCCGUCCUAUUUCUGCUUAAGACAGCAGCCUACGCCGCAGAACAAUGGCUGCUGCGAGGCCAAUGCGCUCCAGCUGUCUGCGAUGGUCGCAUGCUCGACCAUGCGCAAAUAAAAUACAGACAUUGCGAUUUCCGACACGCAGAUACAUCCAUCCCAAUGAAUUCCAGCCCUUUGCGCCUCCUGCUCCGAGCUCCUUGGGCAAAGCGACCCCCGCAAAGACAUACGAUCGCACACGAAAAUGGCUACGACGGUUAUUCUACUUCACUGUGACUGCGGGCAUAAUCUACGGCGUCGAUAGACAGUUCUAUUCGUCGUCCCUGCUUCGAACCUCACGCACCUUUGGCCUGGGUCUGGUGGUCGCUUUGGAUUACAAGAUCAAUUUCCGCCCGAACCCGCCAUUCGCCGAAAACAUAACGGCUGUACAUGCGCGCAAUGCGGAACGUCUAUCAAGUCUCCUGCGUCACAAUGGUGGGCUAUACUUGAAGAUGGGACAGGCAGUCGCGCUGCAGUCGGCUAUUCUGCCGCCGGAAUUCCAGAAGAUGUUUUCGCGCAUGUUCGACGAUGCACCGCAGGAUGAGUGGAAGGACGUCGAAAAGGUGAUCAGGGAAGACUUCGGGAAACCAGUCGAGGAAGUAUUUGGCGUUUCAUUCAGUGGCGACCCGAAGAAAGGCGUCAUGGAGCGGAAAGCUAGAGCGAGUGCCAGCGUGGCUCAGGUACACUGGGCGAGACUGGAAGAUGGCCGGGAGGUUGCGAUUAAAAUCCAGAAGCGAGAGAUCGCGCAGCAAGUCAAGUGGGAUCUUUGGGCUUUCAAGGUGGUCGCGUGGAUCUACAGCAAGUGGUUCGAUCUCCCAUUCUAUAACCUAGUUCCCUUCGUCAGUGAACGGUUGCUCCUCGAGACAGAUUUCGUGAAUGAAGCGGAUAACUCAGAAAGGAUGGCAGAGCUUGUGGCUGGGGAAUCACGUCUACGGGACAGGGUAUACAUCCCCCGGGUUUACCGAGAGCUGAGCUCUAAACGCGUCAUGACAACGGAAUGGAUCGAAGGCGUGCGGUUGUGGGACAAAGAGUCCAUCACGAAGCCAUGGCAAGGAUCCUGGAGACAAGGCAGUCCUGGCAGUCAUGGAACGCCACUGGAUCCUCCAGGCCGCCAACCCGCCCUCCAGUCCAUCGCCAGGAGAACAGGCUUUGAUAUGAUCAAACCGGAGCGCAAUCAUUGGAAAGGCUGGAAGGAGCGUGGCGGACUGGGCCUAUCUGUGAAAGAUGUGAUGCAAACUAUGGUCGAUCUCUUUUCCGCGCAGAUAUUCCUUUGGGGUUGGGUCCAUUGCGACCCUCAUCCUGGCAACAUCUUCGUCCGACGCCAGCCUUCAGGCAAGGCAGAAUUAGUGCUCAUCGAUCACGGACUCUAUAUCCACAUGGACCCCACACUCAGACACCAAUAUGCUCGCUUCUGGAAGGCUCUCUUGACUUUCGACAACAAAGCUCUUGGUGAGAUCACUCGCAGCUGGGGUGUGAACAAUCCCGAUAUCUUCGCUUCCGCAACUUUGAUGAAGCCCUACCGCGGCGGAGACCUAUCAACAACGAAGAGUCUCGAGGGUCUCAGCAAGAGCGAAAAGGCUCAACGCUUGUAUGAAAUCCAACAAGCAGCCCGCAAGGGAAUCCGCGAGAUCAUCGGUGACGAGCGGAAAUGGCCACAGGAACUCCUCUUCGUCGGCCGUAAUCUCCGCAUCGUACAAGCCAACAACCAGUUCCUAGGCUCGCCUGUCAACCGCAUCAAAAUUACUGGAACAUGGGCAUCCCGUGCACUCGUCGAGUCUCCAGACUUGCCGUUGAAUGAGAAAAUCGCCAAUUUCGGCCGACAUAUUGUCUUCAAGAUGGUCCUGUUCACAACAGACGUCUUCUUCUAUUUCACCAAGAUCAGGCAGUUCUUCCGCGGGGGAGGUGGUAUGGAAGACGAUAUUGAAGCCCAUAUGCAGGUAAUGGCGAAGGAGAUGGGGGUGGAGUUGCAGCAGAACAUAUUCGAAGGGUGAUAUAUCUCACUGCAAAUUUAAGUGAUGAAAGAAACUAUAUAUAGAGAUCUAGACACGUCGUGGAGGUUUUGUAUAAUAGAGACAGAUAGAAAGAUCUAAAGUUGGGUAGAGUAG